Lolium rigidum is the source of this 939-nucleotide messenger RNA. Its product is annotated as B3 domain-containing protein Os03g0212300-like. Lineage: Eukaryota; Viridiplantae; Streptophyta; Magnoliopsida; Poales; Poaceae. Gene Ontology annotation, molecular function: DNA binding. The coding region runs from base 1 to 939 and encodes 312 amino acids. The record is from RefSeq and is a predicted model, not a curated record. The transcript has 4 exons.
AUGGUGACUCUGCGCUCUCAGAGAGAAACCGGGAAAUCGGUGCCGCCGGAGGCGCCGGGCCAAGCCGAUCUGGAGUUCUGCAAGUACAUGUCCUACGGACACUCCUGGGAGAAACUGGUGCUGCCUGACAAGUUCGGGAGCACGGUCAUGGGCCGUGGGCUCCCGGAGGUGAAGCUGCGGGUGGCAGGCGGAGAGCGGCGCGCGUGGGACGUGGAGGUCGUGGCCGACGAGUACGGCGACGUGUACCUCGCUGGCGGCUGGCGGGAGUUCGCUCGCACCAACGGCCUGGAGCUGGGUCAGCUCCUCUUCUUCCGCUACGACGGCGUUGCCCUGAUCACCAUCAGGGUCUUGGAGGGGAAACCGUCACCCGACCAGGACGAGGAGGAGGAGGACGGCGCGGGUACACUUCGAUCUCUCGCGGCGUUCCCUUUGGUUUAUCUUCUCUUGGAAUUUACAGUCUUGCGCGGUCGAACUAAAACAGAAGGGAACUCUUCGCCGCCGGCGCCGGCCCCGGCACCAGUGCCGGCCCCGAUGGGCAGUGAAAGCAGUAACGGUGGCGGCGACACGGCGGACGUGGGCACCGUUGACCCGGCGUCAUCGCAGUUCAUCGUGAUGCUGAAGGAGUGCCACUUCGGCCUGAAGCAGCAUCAGUACCUGCACGUGCCUGCAGAUUUCCAUAAGGCUCAUGGAUACACGGAGAGGAGGAGGGUGGUGCUGCAGAUGCGCGGCAAGUCGUGGACCGUGAACCUCAAGCAUACCAAGCUCGUCGGAAGCGGGAGGAGACGCACGGCGCUCAGGUACGGGUGGCACCAGUUCUGCGUCGACAACGGUCUUGGCCUCGGCGACACCUGCUUCUUCCAUGCGCUCCCGGAGGGCAGCGGCGAGGACCACGUGCUCAGGGUUGAGGUGCGCAAGCAAGACGGCACCAUUGUCAAGUGA